Molecule: messenger RNA, 635 nt
Organism: Aptenodytes forsteri (emperor penguin)
Lineage: Eukaryota; Metazoa; Chordata; Aves; Sphenisciformes; Spheniscidae
Gene: DCTN6
Product: dynactin subunit 6
Exons: 4
Biological process (GO): mitotic spindle organization
Cellular component (GO): dynactin complex
Molecular function (GO): dynein complex binding
Source: RefSeq, a predicted model, not a curated record
GUAUCCAGAAAACAUUACGCCAGAAACUGAAGAGGCGGAGCCCAAACCGAUGGUCAUUGGCACCAACAACGUUUUUGAAGUUGGGUGUUAUUCCCAGGCAAUGAAGGUGGGAGAUAACAACGUCAUCGAAUCCAAAGCAUUUGUCGGCAGGAACGUGAUCCUGACGAGCGGCUGCAUCAUCGGGGCCUGCUGUAACAUCAACACCUACGAGGUGAUCCCCGAAAACACCGUCAUCUACGGGGCCGACUGCCUCCGCCGCGUCCAGACCGAGCGGCCGCAGCCCCAGACGCUGCAGCUGGAUUUCCUGAUGAAGAUCUUGCCAAACUACCACCACCUAAAGAAGACCAUGAAGGCCACGUCCACGCCUGUCAAGAGCUGAGCGCCUUCCGCCGCCGGUGGCUGACCGGGGCUUUCGCCUGGUCCUGUGAAGCACUACACGGCCCCGGGAAGCAGCCGGUCUCCGCGUCCCUCGUUCCAUCUUUAAAACAAACAAACAAACAAUGUCUUGCUUAUUUGUGUUACUUAUUUAUAUUCCACCGAGCGUCUCGGACCGGCUUUGGAUCUGUCGUCUCUCUCGCGCUAACUCUAUUGUACGUGCUUUGUUUCGGGAAUAAAAUGACGCCUGCUUUUCUGUC